This is a messenger RNA of Eruca vesicaria subsp. sativa (arugula), 1663 nucleotides long. The record is from the annotation of a GenBank genome assembly. NCBI's taxonomy places the organism in Eukaryota, Viridiplantae, Streptophyta, Magnoliopsida, Brassicales, Brassicaceae.
ACAGUUUCUUCCGGCGAGUAACGAAAAAUGGGUAUAGAGAAAAAGGGUGGAGGCAUGGAGGAGGCUACGGCGGAGUUUGAGAGACUCCAAAUCGAUAUCCUCCGUAGAAUCUCAGUUCUGGAAAGCUUGAUUCUCCCGGAGAGCUCCUCGCCUUCUCUACCGGACGAUGAAAGUCAAACAGUGUCUCGCCUCUCCGCCAUUCUCCGUUCCGGCGGCGUUAAAGAAUUCUCCUUCAAGAGGGUUUCUCCAGAUUACUACGACCGGCCUCUUGAAUCCCGCCGCGACGUUCUCGGCGCUUCCUCCGUCGAUCAUCUCUGCAAGAGCAUUGUUCUGGUUAAUACUCAAGCUUCGUCAGAUAUUAAGGAUUGCAGUAAUUGCAACAACUCAAAGUAUUAUGUGGUUGUUGUUCAGUAUACCGCCAGAUUCAAUGCGGAAGCGGUGAAGAGCUUCCUUUAUUCACUAAACGAGGGCAAGAUCCCAAAGAAAAGAUUUAAUUUGAGACUUGCCCCCGAGGAGACGUCAACUCAGCUCACUGGGUUUGAGCACAAUGCUGUAACCUGUGUAGGGAUGAAGACAAGCAUACCGGUAAGUUCUGAGCCAUUUUUCUGCGUCCUGCGUUGUUUCUGCUACAAUAAUCAAUUGGAUAAUAGACAUGUGGUGUGCCAUGAGAGUAGCCUCUACCCACUUGUGUUUUCUUCUCCUAGACAAAACCAGUUUUGCACUGUCUUUUGUGUUUGUUAAUAGUCACAGAGAAUUUCCCUUUUCACAUACACCAAGCGUUUUCCAGACUUCACAGUCUAAAUUUCUUGUCCUAAUUGUCACAGACCCUGAAGGGGUACAAUGCCCAAUGGGUGACACAGCUACAUUUUGUGUUUUGCUUGUUUAUCUUGGUCUAUAAUGGAGUUGUGGUACAUUUUAACACUCUUUGCAUUUUACAUGGAGGCAAAGUUUAGUUAAGAGUUUUUCCUAAGAGCCAGAUGCUGAUAAGUGUUUGUCCGACUCAUUGUCUUUAGGAAUUUCUCCGUUUUAAUUCAAUACCAGAGUUAGUAAUGGGUGUCAGAUUUAAAUGACUUUAAUUUUGUUGACUGAGUAUGAAUAAUCUUGGGCUCAGACCCUACUACAUUGAUGUGCAGAAAUUUACUACUUUAGCGUUCAUGCCACACAUAUUUGUGCUACUGUGACACAUCUCUUUUUCAAAAUAAUAUUUAGACCUAGUAUUCAUAGAGUUGGAAGUUCGUUUAGUGGGAGAUAUGUAUAAAAUGAAAUCUGGUUUCUUGUAUUGAGAUUAAGCAGUACUGAUGAGUUGGCUGGGAAAUGUCAGGUUAUAUUGGAUGAUGCCAUAACCAAACUUAGACCGGACUUCUUCUGGUUGGGAGGUGGGGAGAUCGAUCUGAAGCUUGGUGUCAGAACAUCUGAGUUCCUUGAUUUUGUGAAACCAUUCGUAGUUCCGUGUAGCUGAAAGCUGAAAUCUGUUUAACAACAUUUUUUCAUGUCUUUCAUUCUAAGUAGACCAUAAGUAUAUGGUCGGUACUUUAUCAAAUUUUACAGAUAGCUAAGAUUUGAGCUGCGGGCAGUGAGGGUUUUGUACCUUUCACAGACAGACAUUGGUAUUCUUUUUAAUGAAAGACAUUGAUAGUUUUAAAUGGAUUGUGUGGCAGAAGGG